AAAAAAAAAAAAAAAAAUUAUAUGAUCCUUAAAUUCAGUGAACUUGUUUAUCACACGGUGCCAGGAGGUGACAGACGGACAGACGGACACGCUGGGAGGUGACAGCAGGGUCACCCGGCAUGGCAGCAGAGCGGAUCCCGCAGCUCCGGGGGCCGGAGCGGCCCUCGGGAAGGAUGUUCCCCGCGCCGGGAUGCAGGAGGGGCUUCCCCAGGGAGCCCGCCCCGUGGUGGGAUGGGCCAUGGCCCCGUCCCCCUGCCGGCCCCGAGGACACCUGGGACGAGCCACCCUGGGACGAGCCACCCUGGGACGGGCCACCCUGUGAUGGGCCACACUGUGAUGGGCCACCCUGGGACGGGCCACCCUGUGAUGGACCACCCCAGGAUGGGCCACCCUGGGAUGGGCCACCCUCGGAUGGGCCACCCUGGAAUGAGCCACCCUGGAAUGAGACACCCUGGAAUGGGCCACCCUGUGAUGGACCACCCUGUGAUGGACCACCCUGGAAUGGGCCACGCCGGGAUGGGCCACCCUGGGAGCACCAGCCCAGGAGAUGGCGGCGCAGGAGGCACCCGCCCAGUCCCAGAGCCCCCAGACCCUUCCCUGGCCCUGCGGACGCCCCGUGGAAGGAGGAGGAGGAGGACAGGAGGUGGGCACCCCGUGACUGUCCCCAGCCACCCCCCUGGGAUGACAGGGAGCCCAUCCCAGGCCCUGAGGAUGACUUCGGAGAGUGCUGGUACCAGGAUCCACCGCCUGACCCCUGGCCCGAAUACCCCGAGGAGGAGCAGCCCCCGCCCUGGCCCCCCGCCCGCCCUCCAGGGAAUUUGGGGACAUUCCGUGAGCACCGCCCGCCCUGGAGCCACCGCCCGGCCGCCAGACCGCGGGGCCACCUCCGCCAGCUGAUCCUGGUCCCCCGGGCGUGGUGUCCCCGACCCCCCCGAGGGCACAAGCCACACUCCAAGCCCUCCUGUCCUGCCCCUUCCAAGAGGAGCCAGCCCGAGGCCAGGAAGGAGCCGCAGCCCCCGGAGCCCCCCCGGCCCCCUGCUCCUCCCCAGGGUGCUGCAGAGAGGCUGGAACAGCCACAGGAUGUGCCAGUGGGGACUGGGGGUGUCCUGGAGCCCCCCAGUCCGGCCAGGAGCCCUCUGGAGAGCCCAGCUGCUGAUCCUGGUGCUGCAGAGCCACUGGUGGAGCUGGAAGCUGGGCAGACCCCUGUGGGCAGCCAGGAUCAUGAUCCCUGUGCUCCAGGAGCAGAGCCAGCCCCUCCAGAGGAGACCUCCAGGAAUCCUGAGAUCCAGGAGCGCCUUGAGGUGGAGCCGUGCAGCCCCGGUGUCCCCAAGGCUGGCAGUGCUCAUGGCUCACAUCCCCAGAGCCCAGCAGACCCUGCCAAGAGGGAACUCCUGGACUCCAGCUCCUCUGGAGAGGCAGGGGCUGAGCUCAGCCCGCAUUCCUGGGAGCAGCUGCCCCAUGGAGCUGGAGAAACUGAGGCAGAAGGUGCCCAGGAUGGGCCUCUGCAGAGCCUUCAACCUCCUGAAAACCUUCAGCUUCCUCCAGAAUCUGCAGCAGAACCCGAGGCCCAGCCCAGCCAGGCUUCACCAGAGAUCUCCCCGGGGCCCCAGCCUGGGGCCGGUGAGACAAAUCUGGCUGUGUCUGGCCAGCAGCAGCUCUGCUCAGUGCUCCCCACACCCUGCCCGGCCGGCAUCGAUCCCCGCUCCGCCGCCGUCCUCAGGAGGAAGGCAAAGAUCGAGCUGUCGUACCAGCAGUUCAGCCUGAGCAUCGCCGUGGUGGCCACGAUGCUGCUGCAGAAGGAGCCCUCGAUGGAGGCGGCGCUGGGGCUGGCGCUCAGGGCCAACCUGCGCCAGUGCCGCCUGCACCACCUGCAGCAGCUGGAGGAGUUCAUCGACAGCCUGGACUCGGGCACCCCCGGCCUCUGAUGGCAGCCACCCCCUCCUGCCACGGGCUGGGGGUGAUGGGGGCUGUGACAGCGCUGUGACAGCGCUGUGGGGUGCUCAGGAGGGGGAUGAGCCUGCGGGACAAGGUGGGAGAUGCUGGCAGCCCCACUGUGUCUCUUGGACAAGGAGGGUGAGUAGGGUAUGUUUGGUUUUAGCCCUGCCCAAACCCCUGAGGGCAGCAAAAGUGUUACUGGUUUUACUGGAGGGAGGGCAGCAGUCCCUCUCCUCCAUUGUUGACUGUCAGGGAUGUGUCCCCAAACCCCAGCGAGUGUUUUUGGGUUUAAAUCUACAAAUAAACC
Messenger RNA from Pyrgilauda ruficollis (rufous-necked snowfinch), 2242 nucleotides. RefSeq names its product basic proline-rich protein-like. The record is from RefSeq and is a predicted model, not a curated record. The coding region runs from base 120 to 1925 and encodes 601 amino acids. The transcript has 13 exons. Lineage: Eukaryota; Metazoa; Chordata; Aves; Passeriformes; Passeridae.